Molecule: messenger RNA, 1150 nt
Organism: Carlito syrichta (Philippine tarsier)
Lineage: Eukaryota; Metazoa; Chordata; Mammalia; Primates; Tarsiidae
Gene: PIGL
Product: phosphatidylinositol glycan anchor biosynthesis class L
Exons: 7
Coding region: 31-789 (252 amino acids)
Biological process (GO): GPI anchor biosynthetic process
Cellular component (GO): endoplasmic reticulum
Molecular function (GO): N-acetylglucosaminylphosphatidylinositol deacetylase activity
Source: RefSeq, a predicted model, not a curated record
ACUGCGCAAGCGCAAUGCCACUUACCCAAUAUGGAAGCAGUGGGUCUCCUGUGUGUGGCGGCGGCGGUCUUGGCGUGGGGCUUCUUCUGGGUUUGGGACGCCUCAGAGCGAUUGAAGAGUCGGGAGCAGGCAGGCCUGCUGGGAGCCGGAAGCCGGACCCUCCUGGUCAUCGCACACCCUGACGACGAAGCCAUGUUCUUUGCUCCCACAGUGCUAGGCUUGGCUCGUCUAAGGCACAGGGUGUCUCUGCUCUGCUUCUCUGCAGGAGAUUACUACAAUCAGGGAGAAACUCGUAAGAAAGAACUUUUGCAGAGCUGUGAUGUUUUGGGGAUUCCACCCUCCAGUGUAAUGAUUAUUGACAACAGGGAUUUCCCAGAUGACCCAGGAGUGCAGUGGGACACAGGGCAUGUGGCCAGCAUACUCCUCCAGCACAUAGAAGCAAAUGGCAUCAACCUGGUGGUGACUUUUGAUGCAUGGGGAGUAAGUGGCCACAGCAAUCACGUUGCUCUGCAUGAGGCCAUGAGGGCCCUGUCCUCAGAAGGGAAGUUACCUGAAGGGUGUUCUGUGCUCACACUCCAAUCUGUGAAUGUGCUGCGCAAGUAUAUCUCCUUUUUGGACCUGCCUUUGUCUCUACUUCAUACCCAGGAUGUCCUCUUCGUGCUCACCAGCAAAGAAGUAGCACAGGCCAAGAGAGCCAUGUCCUGCCACCGCAGCCAGCUCCUCUGGUUCCGCCGUCUCUACAUUCUCUUCUCCCGGUACAUGAGAGUCAACUCACUGCGCUUCCUCUGAAGCCUUGAAGGGUUUUCAGAUCCAAGGAACAAAGUGAGGGAAACAGACCAGGCAGCACAGGAGACAUAGCCUGGGACUGGUUCAUUUGCCUGAGCCAAAGGAGAGCCCGGCUAGAGCAGCCUCUGCAGAAGCAGAGCCAUGUAGGCCAGGGGCUGUCCAAAUUUCAGUUUCUUCCUCUGGGAAAAAACCCAAAGAGCCAAAAACAAAUCAACCCAAGGAUAAUAAUAGCUACCGUGCUAGCUUCUCAAGUUCUUGUGAAAAACAGUUUGCAUAAUGUCAGUGUCUGUGGAACACCUAGCACAGAACCUAGGCAGGUCCCUAGUAUCAUAAAUGAAUGUACAAGUGCUUUAAAGACACUCCA